Messenger RNA from Colletotrichum destructivum, 2318 nucleotides. RefSeq lists its product as uncharacterized. The record is from RefSeq and is a predicted model, not a curated record. Bases 126 to 2051 code for a protein of 641 amino acids. Lineage: Eukaryota; Fungi; Ascomycota; Sordariomycetes; Glomerellales; Glomerellaceae. The transcript has 3 exons.
CCUGCUCCAUCCAGGACCGUUUGGCGUCUGCGCACCUACUCCCGGCUUUCUCAACACCACCAACGAGCGGCGCGCUAUCACGAUCACCAAGCAAGUCGUCGCGAGUUGGGUACAGUCCGUACGUCAUGGACCGCGACCGUAGAAGCAGGUACGAGGACGGCGAGGUCACUAGAUAUGGCGCUGGCGAAUCCUGGAGGCCUUUCCCCCGCGGAGGAGGUAGCGGCGGCGGAGACCGCUCUCCUCGACGAGCCAGAAGCCCUCUGAGAGAUCGCGAACGAGACCGAGAUCGUGACCGUGACCGUGACAGAGAAAGACCACGAUCUAGAGACCGUGAUAGAGACCGAGAUCGAGACACCAGAGACAUCAGAGACAUCAGAGACAUCAGAGACAUCAGAGACAUCAGAGACAUCAGGGACAUCAGGGACAGAGAUAGAGACAGACCACGCUCCCGGGACCGCGACAGAGAGCGCGCUCGCACACCGCCCUUGGCAUCGGACAGCUAUGUUCCUGGACGAUCCCCCGCGCGUCGCCGAUCGCGCAGCGCUGAGCGGUAUCGGCGUGAUCGAUCGAGGGAUCGGGACCCGCGCCCUCAGAGCGAUACCUGGCGCAGACGGGAUCGUACCCGGAGUCCGCCUGUGAGACGGCCCUCGCCGAGACGUAGCCCGUCGAGGCGACGCAGUCCUAUUGGAAGAUCUCCCGCUAUCCGGGACGAAAGAAGCGAUCGUGCCAGAUCGCCGCCGCGCCGCGACAUGAGAGACAGGGAACGUGAGAGAGAGAGAGACAGGGACCUUGAUCGGCGGGACGAUAGAAGACGGUCGCGUUCGCCUUAUGGCCGCGACAGGGUCCCUCCUCGGGAUAGAACCCCUCCACCCAGGAGGUCGCCAGCGCCAGCACCCCGGGGCGGCUACCGUCCACGGUCUCGUAGCACGAGCCGCCGCGGCGGUGAGAGAUAUAUAGGAUCUUCUUACAGACGGGCGUCGCCGCCCCGAGAUUCUGGCAUCUCGUCAGCGAUCACGUCUCGAUCAGCUUCAGGCAAGUCGUCACCGCAUCCUCCUCCUUCCAUCCGAGCACGAUCGCGGCCGCAAUCGAGGGAGCGUGGGGAGCGUGUCGAAAGGGAGCGGGAGCAGCCGCAGCCGCAGCCGCAGCCGCAGCAGCGAGAGCGGGAGCGGGCGCCCACACCUCUACAGACGGGCGGUGCUUCUGCCGCAUUAUCGUCCUCGACGGUUACGACGACGACGAAUCGCGAAGCACCCAAGCCUGCCGCCGCCGCCGCCGCCGCCGCCGUUGCCGCCCCCCAAGAACCGGCCCCCACGGUAGCAAAGACGCCACCUCGAGGCCCUGCCGCUUUACGUGCUCCUCCGACCGGUCCUGCUGCGACCCGAAACUUCUCUGCGCCCGCCGGCUCACCAGCUGUCCAGCCACCUAGACACCCGCAGACUCCGAGCGUGCCACCCCCGCGAGCAGACGCCACCAGUCCCACUAUCCCCCCGGCUGGCCCUCGUGGCUACGUGGCUCCGCCGAGGGGUGGCGGAUACAGUGCCCGUGGUGGACGAGGGUCGUGGUCAGGCCCGUCGCCUCGUCAAGCUCCUGUCCCUACAACCUCACCCUCAUCCACACCAUCUACUAUCCCAACCGGGCCACGCGCCAACCCUUCUAACAACAUCUCAUCAAACCCCCCUCCUGCAUCCAAGGCCUUUAACCCUCCCACCGGUCCUUCAUCACAGCACGGUGCUGGAGGUGCUCGGCCAACCUUGGCCCAGAGCAUGCUUGCGACACUCCCCCCUAUCAUCCCCGGAGGCAAGAUUGACCCCUCUCUGCUUCCGACGACCACGGGCAUCACGAGGGACAUCGAGCCGCACUACAAGAAGCUCAAGGCGGAAGAGGAGAAGGCACGCGCGGAACUGGACACUAAGGAGGACAAGCUGCGGCAGAGUCUCCAGAUGUGGGACAAGCUCGAGAUGGAGUCCAAGGCAUGGAAGACUAGGGUGGACCUCAGUGAGCAGAGCCUCAACAAUUUGGCCGGUGAGGGUGUCGGCGGUGCUGCCUUUUAAAGAGUGGACGGGUUCAUUGGGAGGGCUCCCCCUUGUCCUCCUGUUUCGGAAGUCAGGGAUUUGACGAAGACAGAGUGUCGGUAGGACGGCGAAGGCGAUGAUGUACCACUGCCACCACUAUUGCUAUUACUUGGGUUGUUUUGCAUGUACGAAAUACGUUGUUGUAAUUUGUAGGUUGGCUUAGUUAGAGCUUCACGAUACCCCCAACGAAAGGUUGUAAUCGACUAGCAAUUUGGGACAGACUUACUCGGUCACUUUUUGUGCAAG